GGCUCAGGACUCGAGGCGGGCAGGCGGGCGCUCGGUGAGACUCCGGCGCCUGCGGCUGCUGCUCUUCUCGGGCCCCCGGGGCUGCGGCGCUCUGGGUCCCGGCCCCUGGCCCGGCGCCCCUGGGUCCCCGGUCCUGUGCCCUGCCCCAGAGACCGCUCUCCGCCGGCCGAGCCGACUCAGGCUCUCGUCCCCGGGCCAUGAACAGGGGCCCGUGAGGGGCGCGCGGAGGCGGUAGAGGAGGAGGGAGGAGGGAGGCCGAGGAGGAAGGCGCGGGAGGCGGAGGAUGCCGCCGCCACUGCCGCCGCCGCCGCCGCCUGCCGGCCCGGGGCGAGCUUGACUCCAGACCCGAGGAUGGAGCCGGCGCUGGGCGCUGCAGCGGCUCCCGGUGCGCCCCCGACCAGCUCCUGCCCUGUCUCAGCAGCCCUGGCUGAAGCUGUCCUUAGUGGCCCACUUGAACAGACACAGCCCCACGCUAGCAUAAAGGUAGCCAGUCUCCUUUCUCCAGUGUGCUUGGAAGACGAACCUCCCUCCCUGGAUGUCCCUUCCUUGUGGGUUUCAGCAUUUGGGCUGUCGCGACUGAGCUGCCAUUUCCACGUGGAGGUGUGGGGUGAGGCCCACUGCCCUUGUUGACUUCCACUAAACCCUUCCUGAACAAGCUGAAUUUUGAAAGUCUGCUGGCCACAGGGCUGCCUACUGCACAGGCUGGGACUGCCAGCUAGGCCAGGAGACCUGGCGGCUGUGGACUCCCUCCUCGGAGCAGCCCCUCUUUGACCUUGCCGGGUGGAGAAACAGCCCCAUGAAGGUGCCCAGCCAUGCAAUGUUCCUGGAAGGCCGUCCUCCUCCUUGCGCUGGCCUCCAUUGCCAUCCAGUACACGGCCAUCCGCACCUUCACCGCCAAGUCCUUCCACACGUGUCCGGGGCUGGCCGAGGCGGGGCUGGCCGAGCGCCUGUGCGAAGAGGGCCCCACCUUCGCCUAUAACCUCUCCCGCAAGACCCACGUCCUCAUCCUGGCCACCACACGCAGUGGCUCCUCCUUCGUGGGCCAGCUCUUCAACCAGCACCUGGAUGUCUUCUACCUGUUCGAGCCCCUCUAUCACGUCCAGAACACGCUCAUUCCCCGCUUCACCCAGGGCAAGAGCCCGGCGGACCGGCGGGUCAUGCUGGGCGCCAGCCGAGAUCUCCUGAGGAGCCUCUAUGACUGCGACCUCUACUUCCUGGAGAACUACAUCAAGCCGCCGCCCGUCAACCACACGACCGACAGGAUCUUCCGUCGCGGGGCCAGCAGGGUGCUGUGCUCGCGGCCCGUGUGCGACCCCCGGGGCCCCGCCGACCUGGUGCUGGAGGAGGGCGACUGCGUGCGCAAGUGCGGCCUGCUGAAUUUGACCUUGGCCGCCGAGGCCUGUCGUGAGCGCAGCCACGUGGCCAUCAAGACGGUGCGGGUGCCCGAGGUGAACGACUUGAGGGCCCUGGUUGAAGAUCCGCGGUUAAACCUCAAGGUCAUCCAGCUGGUCCGAGACCCGCGUGGCAUUCUGGCUUCGCGCAGCGAGACCUUCCGCGACACGUACCGGCUCUGGCGGCUUUGGUACGGCACCGGGAGGAAACCCUACAACCUGGAUGUGACACAGCUGACCACGGUGUGCGAGGACUUCUCCAACUCCGUGUCCACCGGUCUCACGAGGCCCCCGUGGCUCAAAGGCAAGUACAUGUUAGUGCGCUACGAGGACCUGGCCAGGAACCCCAUGAAGAAGACUGAGGAGAUCUACGGGUUCCUGGGUAUCCCCUUGGACAGCCACGUGGCCCGCUGGAUCCAGAACAACACGCAGGGUGACCCCACCUUAGGCAAGCACAAAUACGGCACCGUGCGCAACUCGGCGGCCACGGCCGAGAAGUGGCGCUUCCGCCUCUCCUAUGACAUUGUGGCCUUCGCCCAGAACGCCUGUCAGCGGGUGCUGGCGCAGCUGGGCUACCGGAUGGCCGCCUCCGAGGAGGAGCUCAAGAACCCCUCCAUCAGUCUGGUGGAGGAACGGGACUUCCGCCCUUUCUCGUGACGGGGGCUCCGUGGGUGGGGGUGAGGGGCACAUGGUGUUGGUUUUGAUAAAAUGGACCGUUUUUAACUGUUGCCUUAUUUCCUCCUCUGUCUCCCUCCCUGUCUUUGUGUCCUUCCUGCUCCUUGCCCACCCCCCACUUCCUUCUGCCUCUUUUAUCUCUGAAAUUUGCACUAUGUCUUGGACAGGAAUCACUGGGGCAGAGGGGGAGGGAAGUGGGGUACAGUCCCCACUCUACCCCGUUCAGACACAUGGACAUUGGGUCUCUGCGUGGAUGGUGACAAUGUUUACAAGCACCACACUCACACCUUCACAUCCGUGCACACACACACACACACACACGCACCCACAGGAGACACACCUCAAACCACACGACUUCCGAAGCUUUGCGAAUGGGUGAGUGGUCAGGGUAUAGUAGUUUUGGCAUUGUCUUACUUCUACAAGGUAAGAGGUUCAAAACAAAAAGGCCACCUCUCUCUGAUAUAUGAAUGGUGUCUAUCCCUCCUCAUCCUGCAUCCUGCCCCCCAAUGCCCACUGCCCCCUUUGGAGUAGAAAAACUGCUCCCUCCUGCCUGCCCUUGCCUGUCGGUGAGCAGGUUUUUACUGUGAGGUGACUAUGGACCUUGUUUAUUUUUUCCAGACUGUGGCGAUGCUGUCUGUCUGUCUGUCUGAGUCUUGUGGCUGCCCCUGGACCAGUGAUGGCUGAUAAAUCUUAUGGAUUUCUGAUUGAUCUUGGGGUCCAUCUGUGAUAUUUCUUUGUGCCAAAAAGAAAAAGAGUGGAUCAGUUUGCUAAAUGAACAUUGAAAUGCUUUAUCUGUGUUUUCUGUAAAUAAAAGAGUGCAAUAAUA
Rhinolophus ferrumequinum (greater horseshoe bat) is the source of this 2892-nucleotide messenger RNA. RefSeq names its product carbohydrate sulfotransferase 1 (gene CHST1). The coding region runs from base 813 to 2048 and encodes 411 amino acids. Gene Ontology annotation, cellular component: Golgi membrane. Gene Ontology annotation, biological process: carbohydrate metabolic process; keratan sulfate proteoglycan metabolic process; N-acetylglucosamine metabolic process. NCBI's taxonomy places the organism in Eukaryota, Metazoa, Chordata, Mammalia, Chiroptera, Rhinolophidae. The record is from RefSeq and is a predicted model, not a curated record. The transcript has 5 exons. Gene Ontology annotation, molecular function: keratan sulfotransferase activity; N-acetylglucosamine 6-O-sulfotransferase activity.